Wasmannia auropunctata (little fire ant) is the source of this 659-nucleotide messenger RNA. RefSeq lists its product as uncharacterized. The transcript is spliced from 3 exons. The coding region runs from base 173 to 625 and encodes 150 amino acids. NCBI's taxonomy places the organism in Eukaryota, Metazoa, Arthropoda, Insecta, Hymenoptera, Formicidae. The record is from RefSeq and is a predicted model, not a curated record.
CCAUUAGUGACCCUUUUGACUGUCUAAUGUCCAUAUGUUUAUUGCUAUCUUUAUGUCCGGAUGAUUUUGUCUCGAAAUUACAUGAAGUAAAUAACAAUUUUCUUUACACAGAUAUUUUGAGUAUAAUGCAGAUGUUUCAAAUUUACGGGACUACAGCAGUGCAUUACUCCGCAUGAAACAGGCUCGGGAAAGAAUUCGAGAAUUUGAACGAUUGCAAAGAGCACGACACCUUCUGGACGCCAUUUCAUUAGUAAACGAUUUGCUUGCCGAUGGUUCCGAGAUAGAAAUACUGUCGCUCGCUGGAAUUAUAGUGAGGAGAUUAAAUAAAUUAGGCGUGACAAAUGUAACGGCAGAUAAGGAAAACGAAUAUUGGUACAAAGAUACGAGAUUAUCAGCUUUAAGACUUACACACAGCGGCAUUUAUCACUGUUGCACAUUCUGCUCUAGUGGUGGAAGAAAGGAGAUAAGUUGUGGCUGUAGAGGCACUAUGCUUGGUGGAUACAAAGGUUGUGGCCAUGGACAUAUCGGACAUCCAGGCUUUAAUCAUUGGUCUUGCUGUGGAUCUAUAUUACGUAAUGGACGUUGCUUAAUUAUACGAAAAACUAAGCAUCAUCUUAUAUUGUGAGUCUUAAUAAAUUAAUAAAUAUAUCUUUUGUGUA